GCUAUGAAAUUUCUGUUGGUUUUUGAUUUUGACCAUACAAUCGUAGAUGAAAAUAGUGAUACCUGGAUUGUGAAAUGUGCUCCUGAGAAAAAACUUCCUAAUGGAUUAAGAAACUCCUACCAGCCAGGACACUGGACAGAAUAUAUGAGCAGAGUCUUUGUCUACUUGGGAGACAAUGGUGUCAAAGAAGAUGAGAUGAAAAGAACUAUGACAACAAUUCCUUUCACUGCAGGAAUGGUAGAUCUUCUGAGUUUUGUUGGCGAGAACAAAGAGUUGUUUGACUGCAUAAUUGUUUCAGAUUCUAAUACAGUAUUUAUUGACUGGAUUUUGAAAGCUGCUGACUUCCAUAAGGUGUUUGAUGAAGUGUUCACAAACCCUGCAGCAUUCAGCAGUACUGGCUAUCUUACUGUGCAGAACUUCCAUACUCACCAUUGUGCAAAGUGCCCUAAAAACCUUUGCAAAAGGAAAGUUUUAAAAGAAUUUCUAGAUAAACAGUUGGAGCGAGGAGUAAGUUAUACACAGAUUGUAUAUAUAGGUGAUGGUGGGAAUGACUUAUGUCCAGUAAUGUUUUUGAAGAAGGAUGAUAUUGCUAUGCCCAGGCAGGGGUAUACCCUGGAGAAAAAGAUUUCUCGGAUGUUCCAAGAUCUCAGUCCUGUAGAGUGUUCUGUUCUGGUUUGGUCAUCUGCUACUGACAUUAUGUCUUACUUGAAAGGGCUUAUUAAGAAAUAA
Chaetura pelagica (chimney swift) is the source of this 729-nucleotide messenger RNA. RefSeq names its product phosphatase, orphan 2 (gene PHOSPHO2). The transcript has a single exon. The coding region runs from base 4 to 729 and encodes 241 amino acids. Gene Ontology annotation, molecular function: phosphatase activity. The record is from RefSeq and is a predicted model, not a curated record. NCBI's taxonomy places the organism in Eukaryota, Metazoa, Chordata, Aves, Apodiformes, Apodidae.